CGGUCGUAGAGGCGACCAGCUGGUUUAGCGAGGGAGUUCCGAGGGAGCUGCGAUCAGUUGCCAGUGAGACGUGUACAGGUUGUGGCGGCGUUCAAGUGUGUGGAGUUUCUCGGUGAGUCUGUCGUUGUCCGUCCGUCGGUCGUUCGGUUGGUCGUCGCCGUCGCCGUCGCCGUCGUCGUCGGUCGGUCGUCGUCGUCGUCGUCGUCGUCGUCGCUGUUUGGUUCGUGUGCGCGAAACAACGAAGUAAAGAUGGCCGCUGACUCGGGUAUGGAGACGUGUCCCUCCCCAGAAAUCGCGGAUUCAAGAAAACGACCGCUAGACUGCGACGUGGAAAACGGCGCAACGAAAAGGUCACACUACGGCUCAGGUGGAGAUGGCACGUAUCACCUCAAAGUAUUGGUACCCGGCGUGGCAGCUGGAGCAAUUAUUGGCAAAGGGGGGGAAACCAUUGCCCAAUUACAAAAGGACACAGGAGCACGGGUGAAGAUGUCCAAGUCCCACGAUUUUUACCCAGGAACAACGGAAAGAGUUUGCCUGAUAACAGGCAGCGUUGACGCUAUAAUGGCUGUGAUGGAUUUUAUAAUGGAAAAAAUUCGUGAGAAACCAGACCUCACAUCAAAAACCACAGUUGAUUUUGACUCGGGUAAAACGACCGCAGAGAGAGACAAGCAGGUAUUAAAUGUGAAAAUACUUGUGCCAAAUAGUACUGCUGGUAUGAUAAUAGGAAAGGCAGGGAACUAUAUAAAGCAAAUAAAAGAAGAAUCAGGCUCGUAUGUGCAAAUAAGUCAAAAAGCGAAGGACUUAUCGCUACAAGAACGAUGCAUAACUGUUAUCGGGGAGAAAGAGAACAAUCGAAAUGCAUUACUUAUGAUCCUGGCUAAAGUAGCAGACGAUCCGCAGAGCGGAACUUGUCUGAAUGUCAGUUACGCAGACGUUAGCGGUCCUGUUGCCAACUAUAAUCCAACAGGUAGUCCGUACGCCCAGGCUCCCGCAGGGACGCCGACUUACACGUCCACACCUGGUCUGAACACAGUGAGUCUCCUGAACGGCGCUGGUCUGAGUCUGAAUUUAAACUUAGGCGCAGCUAUGACAGCGGGUACAGCUCCAGUCACAGCACAAAUACUUGAGCACAUAAAACUUACCCUGCGAAGUACAGGGUUCUCGGAGCCAGCCGCCACUGAAAUUCUAACGGCUAUCGCUACCCUGGCAAAAUACAAUAUUCUUGGAAUGGGUAUCGGUAUGCCGUCGAGUGUGAGUUAUUUGGGAACUCCGAUGGACAGCACAUCGACCACUAAUGGCUCUAAUAAUAACGGAGGAGUAUUUGGUCCAAUUGGAACUGUCCCAGCCCUAGGAUCUUCGUCUCCUACACCUCGUAAUGCAAUCGACAGAUACGAGCCAUUUGAUCCAUUCAGGCAAAACAAUACAGCACCAAACGCGAUCCACCUAAACAACAAUUCUUUUGGCUUAGGGACGAACCAGUUGUCACUCGUAAGUAAGAGUCCUACUCAGGUAGACGCAAACAACAAGGAGACCAAGAAAGUAGAUAUAGAAAUUGCAGAGGUUAUAGUUGGAGCCAUCUUGGGGCCCGGCGGUCGUGCUCUUAUCGAGAUUCAGCACCUGAGCGGGGCCAACAUUCAAAUAUCAAAGAAGGGAAUGUUCGCACCUGGAACAAGAAAUCGUAUAGUUACCAUCACAGGUUUUCCAAACGCAAUUGGCACCGCUCAGUACCUCAUUGAGCAGCGAAUCAGCGAAGAAGAAGCAAAACGAGCUCGCCAUAAUGCAAUUGCUGGAAUGAUUCAUUGAUUAUAUUUUAUUCACCUUCCUCGUGCAUAAUCAUUAUCAAACUCUGUUCUCUUCAUAGUUUAAAAGAAAAACCAGGGCAGCUCAUCUUUCCCUAAUCUGAUAUUAUCUUAUUUAGCCACCUACCAUCCGUUGUCACCUGUCCUCACUUUUACAUCACCAUACACACGCACGUAUCACCUCGCCUCUUCUCGUUUAUUGACUAAAUAAUCACGGUUCGUUGACAUUUGUCUUAUAUUUAAGAUUCUUACAUUAUAAAUGUUAUAUAAUAUAAUAUAUAAUAUAAUAUAAUAUAAUAUAAUAUAAUAUAAUAUAAUAACUACUACGAUUGUUCUGUGAUACACCACAUUACGGGGCUUUGUCACACAUAAUACACACUUACACUACAUCACAGCCAUAUACGCGUAGAGUUAAAGUUGGUAGUGUUGUUAGGAUACUUGAAAAAGGCACAACAGUGUCAUCGAGAACCACCUUAUUCCACAUUAAUGUUGUUAAUAAUCCCCUUCGUGAAUUAUCUAUUUAUUGCAGAAUUAUUUACAUGAGCAAACCAAAACUUAGGCUGCGUAUUAGUUGCUCAAACAUAAAUUAUCUCACAUUCUAAAUCUUUGAUUCUAUUCAACUUUUGACAAGUUCCAUAAUGGUUAUCCAAGUGACCAUGAAAAUAUGUUAUAACGAUUUUUGUACAAACUUUUCAUCCGAUAGGAGGAAGUAGUUUAUUCUUAUCCUUUGCGAAAUUGGUAUGCGCAAAAAGACAAUAAAUCAUUUGUUCUACAGGGGUACUAUCGAUGAGAUUUUUUUGAUUUAUGUACUUGUAAAUAAAAUCAAGUAGUCGACUUUGUGUGAUAAUUUCGUAAGAAAUGGCUAGCAACUUAUGUUUUGGUAUGAUCAUUUUUCCUUCUGACAAUGAGGUAUAUUAUUUGUUUAAUCGACUGCUCUCUCAACUUCUGUCUUAUACGUGUAUUCAAAGUUUGGUUCAAGAAGGGAUCUAAAAGAAACUGAUAAGCAUUGGACACAUGAUUCGACCGUUGAAUCAUCUGUGGCAAAAAUAACCAUUUUAGAAUUGCUUGAUAUCCUGUAAUACAAAUGCUUUGAAACAUUGGUUGAAAAGUGAAAGAUUUUCUUUAAGAUGUUUAAAAAAAUAUUUCGACGUCAAUUUAAUUUCAUUGGAAGUAUGAAAUUUACACGGCAUGUUGCAUUACAUUUCAAGCGAUAAAGCAAAUUCCUUGUAUAUAUUUAAAAAAUGUUGUACUCCGUAUCAAUUUUGGUUGACCUGUUUCCUCUACUCUUGAAUUUUCAUGUUAACGCGAGAGUCAAUAUUAAUUAGCAUUGAACGGUUCUUUAUUGAUAACCUUCUGUUCCAAGCAUAAGCGGAACAAUAAAUUACCAACUUUCUUAAUCUUAUAUAGUUGUGAUAUAAUUUCUAUAACUGCGCAGAAAGAAUAAAUAUUGUUGGACAGGU
Messenger RNA from Diprion similis, 3259 nucleotides. It is a transcript of the gene pasilla, whose product is annotated as RNA-binding protein Pasilla. The record is from RefSeq and is a predicted model, not a curated record. The coding region runs from base 250 to 1803 and encodes 517 amino acids. NCBI's taxonomy places the organism in Eukaryota, Metazoa, Arthropoda, Insecta, Hymenoptera, Diprionidae. Gene Ontology annotation, cellular component: cytoplasm; nucleus. The transcript has 5 exons. Gene Ontology annotation, biological process: regulation of alternative mRNA splicing, via spliceosome; mRNA splicing, via spliceosome. Gene Ontology annotation, molecular function: mRNA binding.